Molecule: messenger RNA, 1975 nt
Organism: Pteronotus mesoamericanus
Lineage: Eukaryota; Metazoa; Chordata; Mammalia; Chiroptera; Mormoopidae
Product: nuclear body protein SP140-like protein
Exons: 17
Coding region: 1-1713 (570 amino acids)
Biological process (GO): regulation of transcription by RNA polymerase II
Cellular component (GO): nucleus
Molecular function (GO): protein binding; DNA binding; DNA-binding transcription factor activity, RNA polymerase II-specific
Source: RefSeq, a predicted model, not a curated record
AUGUCUGCAGAGGACCAGAACUCAGACAACAGCAUAGAGAAGACAGCACUGAGGCUCUUCAAAAUGCAUAAGGUGGCAAUUUCCCAUAGGAUAAAAGAUUCAUUUCCUCUCUUUGAACUUCUCCGUGACAAUGAAUUCAUCACCAAUGAAAAGUAUGCUGUGUCUAAAGAAAAUUUUAAUGAAGCUCAUAAUGUAGAAGAAGUGGUAUAUGAUGUUCUCACUGAAGCACAAAAGAAGUUUGAACCAUCCCUUCUGAAAAUAUUAUUCAACGAGUUCACCUUGAAGAAAUACCCUGGUUUAAAUCGCACUUAUGAAAUCUUCAAAAAUGCGAUACCAGACAAAAAUUUUUUUCCAGAAAUUGAUGCACAAGGAUAUGAGGAGAGGUCUCAUAUUCAAUCAAUAGUUGAACAAGAAACAGGUGAAAACUCAGAUCCAAGCCUGCUCCCUGGGAAUAGCCUACAUCCCUUGAAUUACAAUGUCACAUCUGAUAAUGGACUCUCAGAGCAACUCUUGGAAACAGAGGAGACAAAUGCAGUGGAAACAGGUACAACCACUGGCAACAGUGAUGCACUAGAAAGCCAACCAGCAAAUGAACAACGUGCCCAAGAGCUUGAUCCAGCAGGAGCAGAGCUACCCAGCCAUGGAAUCGCAUGGAAUUUCGGCCCUAUACAUCCAGCGAACAUAAAGAAGGAAAAGACUUCUUUUACUGCAGGAGUCGACUGGGAAGCCCAAGGAAGGACUGACUGUAACCAACCAUCUGCAAUAAUAGUGAUCAGCGAUGAGGAUUCCACAGAACACAGAAAUAAAGAGCCCCCCGAAGCCUCUGCCUCAGCACAGAAAAGGAAACCCGAUACUGUGAAUCAAGAAAACAACUCUACUUCAGAAAAGACCAAGAGGAAAAGAAAGUCAGGAAAGCACAAAGAAGAUAAUGUGAAUAUGGAGGCUGAAAUACUUCCUGUGACCUGUGGGGAGCUGGAGGGGAGCUUAAUUAAGAGAAAAUUGGAACGAGGAGUCACAAGGAAGUGCAUAAGAAGUAAAGAUGGAAACUGGUUCACCCUCAGGGAAUUUGAAGUCAGAGGAGGCUAUGAAAAAUCAAGUAACUGGAAGAUCAGCCUGACCUGCGGUGGAAAAACCCUAAAACGGCUGAUAGAGGAUGGAAAAUUACCUAUACCUCCAACAACAUGUGGCAGGAACAAAAAGGGAGGAAACCCAAACAAAUGCAAGAUCUGCCAGGAUGGAGGGAAGCUCUUCUGCUGUGAAAAAUGUUGGGACUUCUUUCAUGAGAACUGUCACCUCCCACCGGUGGACACUAAGAGGAGCAGUUGGAUAUGUACCUUCUGCACAAUAGAAAAUUCUUCAAGAAGUCAGCAGCGUUACAAGGAAUCUGAGGUCCAGGAGAGGGAGAUGGGUCCUGAGGAGAAGUUGAAAUGUGAGUUCCUCCUCCUAAACAUCUAUGACCCUUUAGAGAGUGACGUUUUCCUGAAAAUCCCACAUGAAAAUUAUGUUGAAAAGGCUUCUCAAUGCCUAGAGAGACUUAGGAUGUUGGACAAAAUCAAGAAGCGUCUGAAUGAGGGAGGCUACACCAAGGUGAAAGGUUUUGUGCAGGACACGGACCUCUUCUUUCAGGACCCCAAGUUCCACAACUCAGAACUAAUAAAGGAAGGAUUUGAUAAGAAUUUCAAAGCAGUCUUUGCUAUUCAAGAAACAAAUUAGAACAGGUCACCGGUGUAGUGGAUGCUGUUGGUACCCUGAAAAGUCCCACUUUCAGGCAGAUUUCUUAUCCCCCUCCUGCUGUGAGGGUUUGCUGCCGGUGCCACCUCUCUCAAAUGUAUUGCUUUGGGCCAAAUGGAGCCAGAGUCACCUGAACAUUACAUCUUUUUAGCCUGGGUUUGGAAUUCCAGCCCCAACACUGAACCAACCAUGUGCCGCAAUUCAUGUUCCCGUGCUCCCCAGGGAAUCAGGCUAGCGCUAUUGU